Molecule: messenger RNA, 885 nt
Organism: Phlebotomus argentipes
Lineage: Eukaryota; Metazoa; Arthropoda; Insecta; Diptera; Psychodidae
Gene: Hr83
Product: retinoic acid receptor RXR-beta
Exons: 5
Coding region: 1-885 (294 amino acids)
Biological process (GO): regulation of transcription by RNA polymerase II; anatomical structure development; cell differentiation
Molecular function (GO): RNA polymerase II cis-regulatory region sequence-specific DNA binding; nuclear receptor activity; zinc ion binding
Source: RefSeq, a predicted model, not a curated record
AUGAUUGUUGAUGAUAGAUAUUCAGCAAUAAAGAGAUUUAAUUUGUGGAAUGGUUUCUCUGCGAGGAUAAUCGCGGCCUGUUGCCGAGUUUGCGGAGAUCGAAGUUCAGGAAAGCAUUACAGCGUCUUCACGUGUGAUGGAUGCUCGUGCUUUUUCAAGCGCAGCGUCCGGAAGAGCGCCUUGUACACCUGCAUAGCUGGAAAAGGAAAUUGCGUUAUCGAUAAAGCUCGUCGAAAUUGGUGUCCCUAUUGCAGGCUGCAGAGAUGUUUUUCCGCUGGAAUGAAUGUUGCCGCCGUUCAGGAGGAGCGAGGACCGAGGAAACCAAAGAAAUUAACUGGAAAUCUACCGACCUCGCUCGAGCAACAAAUAACGCUCCACUAUCAGAUUAUGGUCCAGAUACUCAUUGCGUGCAUCAAGCAGGCGAGGUGCAACGAGGACUUCCGACUCCUAGGGCGCGGCCUGCAAAACAGCAUCCUGCAGGUCGUGUGGCCGGAGUGCUUCAUUCUCAGGGCGUCACACUGGUCAAUAGACAUCCGAUCCAUCAUCGAGAGCUGCCAUGACCUCAGAGUCGCAGUCGACAGCUUCACCGUGAAGGCCGACCUGGUGGAGCUGAACCUCCUGGAGAGCCUCAUCCUCUGUCGCAAGGAGUUCAGCACCACCGACGAAGAGUCCAUGCAGCUCGAGAUGAUGUCCGACAGAGCACUGCUGGCGCUCGGACGAUACAGCAUCCAGAAAGAGUGCCAGUGGCAACGAUUUGGCAAAUUGAUCAUUUGCCUUCGGGGACUCUCGUUCUACACUAAUGGCCUGAAGAACAUCUUCAGACACAUCAUCGGGGACAUUAUCGAAAAUGGACAUGGCUAUCAGAUAAGCGAAACAGCACUAUGA